GCGACACUCAGUGUGUGGUUGAGGGACCGAUUGGACCAGAAACAUGUCGCAGUACUCUGGAAAGAUCACCUUCUACGAGGGGCGGUGCUUCACCGGCAGGAAGCUGGAGGUCAGAGGUGACUGUGAUAACUUCCAGGACCGCGGCUUCAUGAACAGAGUGAACUCCAUCCGGGUGGAGAGCGGAGCCUGGAUCUGCUACGACCAUCCGGACUUCAGGGGGCAGCAGUACAUCCUGGAGCACGGAGAAUACCCAGAGUUCCAGAGGUGGAACUCCCACAACGACCACAUGGGAUCCUGCAAGCCCAUCCGCAUGCAUGGAGAGCACUACCGCAUCGAGCUGUUCGAGGCCUGCAACUUCUCCGGCCAGUGCAUGGACAUCUGCGACGACUGUCCCUUCCUGCAGAGCCGCGGCUUCUCCAAGAGCUGCAUCAACUCCGUCAGGGUCUACGGAGACGGAGCCUGGGUGAUGUACGAGGAGCCCAACUUCCGGGGCCGGAUGUACAUCGUGGAGCGCGGGAACUACUGCAGCCCGACGGAGUGGCAGGCCCAGAACCCCAACAUCCAGUCCAUCCGCAGAGUCGUCAACUACUUCUGAGCCUUCCUGUUCCUCCUCCUCCUCCUCCUCUUCCUCAGCAGGCAGAUCAAUAAACUGAGAAGAAUCCAGUUUUUUAUCAAA
Poecilia reticulata (guppy) is the source of this 676-nucleotide messenger RNA. It is a transcript of the gene crygn2, whose product is annotated as crystallin, gamma N2. Gene Ontology annotation, molecular function: structural constituent of eye lens. NCBI's taxonomy places the organism in Eukaryota, Metazoa, Chordata, Actinopteri, Cyprinodontiformes, Poeciliidae. Gene Ontology annotation, biological process: lens development in camera-type eye; visual perception. The record is from RefSeq and is marked provisional.